CUUAUUCGGGCGGUGGCUGGGUGGGGAAUCGUGUCGCCUAGCAGCUGCCGCCGCUAUUGCUUCCUUCGGACCAGUUGGCGAGAUCCAGUGUUGUGUUGGAACCACGCUGGGGAGCGGUCAGGCGUAGUGGCGGGGCCGGUUUGGUGGAUGCGGUAGAUACGGAGCCGCUGCUGAUUGCCAGGCUCGUUCCUGCUUCUCCGAAUCAGGGGUCAGUUUCAGCCUUCCAAGCACCUCCGCGCUUGGCACCAUUAGAUGUCCGCGCGCUUUGGUGAAGGUAAAGCAUUGCUAAAGAAUUCAAGAUGCCACCUAAUAUAAACUGGAAAGAAAUAAUAAAAGUUGACCCAGAUGACCUGCCUCGUCAAGAAGAAUUGGCAGAUAAUUUAUUGGUUUCCUUAUCCAAGGUGGAAGUAAAUGAGCUAAAAAAUGAAAGCCAAGAAAAUAUGAUACACCUUUUCAGAAUUACUCAGUCACUAAUGAAGAUGAAAGCUCAAGAAGUAGAACUAGCUUUGGAAGAAGUUGAAAAAGCUGGAGAAGAACAAGCAAAAUUUGAAAACCAAUUAAAAACUAAAGUAAUGAAACUGGAAAAUGAAUUGGAGAUGGCACAGCAGUCUGCAGGUGGACGUGAUACUCGGUUUUUACGUGAUGAAAUUCGCCAACUUGAAAAGCAGUUGGAACAAAAAGAUAGAGAAUUGGAGGACAUGGAAAAGGAGCUAGAGAAAGAGAAAAAAGUUAAUGAACAAUUGGCUCUUCGAAAUGAGGAAGCAGAAAAUGAAAACAGCAAAUUAAGAAGAGAGAAUGAACAGCUUCGUCAAGAUAUCAUUGACUAUCAGAAACAAAUAGAUUCACAAAAAGAAACACUUUUAUCAAGAAGAGGAGAAGACAGUGACUACCGAUCACAGUUGUCUAAGAAAAACUGUGAACUUGUUCAAUAUCUGGAUGAAAUUCAGACUUUAACGGAAGCUAAUGAGAAGAUUGAAGUUCAGAAUCAAGAAAUGAGAAAAAAUCUAGAAGAGUCUGUACAGGAAAUGGAGAAGAUGACUGAUGAAUAUAAUAGAAUGAAAGCUAUUGUGCAUCAGACAGAUAAUAUAAUGGAUCAAUUAAAAAAAGAAAAUGAUUAUUAUCGCCUUCAGGUGCAAGAACUUACAGAUCUUCUGAAAGCAAAAAAUGAAGAAGAUGAUCCAGUCAUGGUAGCUGUCAAUGCAAAAGUAGAAGAAUGGAAGGUAAUUUUGUCUUCUAAGGAUGAUGAAAUUAUUGAAUAUCAGCAGAUGUUACAUAACCUGAGGGAAAAACUGAAAAAUGCCCAGCUUGAUGCUGAUAAAAGUAAUAUCAUGGCUCUACAACAGGGUAUACAAGAACGAGACAGUCAAAUUAAGAUGCUCACUGAACAAGUAGAACAAUAUACAAAAGAAAUGGAAAAAAAUACUUUUAUUAUUGAAGAUUUGAAAAAUGAGCUCCAAAGAAACAAAGGAACAUCAACACUUUCUCAGCAGACUCAUUAUAUGAAAAUUCAGUCUAAGAUUCAAAUUUUAGAAGAGAAAACUAAAGAGGCUGAGAGAACAGCUGAACUGGCUGAGGCUGAUGCUCGGGAAAAGGAUAAAGAACUAGUUGAGACUCUGAAGCGAUUAAAAGAUUAUGAAUCGGGAAUAUAUGGUUUAGAAGAAGCUGUAAUUGAAAUAAAGAAUUGUAAAAACCAAAUUAAAAUAAGAGAUCGAGAGAUUGAAGUAUUAACAAAGGAAAUCAAUAAACUUGAGAUGAAGAUCAAUGAUUUCCUUGAUGAGAAUGAGGCACUUAGAGAGCGUAUGGGCCUUGACCCGAAGACAAUGAUUGAUUUAACUGAAUUUAGAAAUAGCAAAAGUUUAAAACAGCAGCAGUACAGAGCUGAAAACCAGAUUCUUUUGAAAGAGAUUGAAAGUCUAGAAGAAGAACGACUUGAUCUGAAAAAAAAAAUUCGCCAAAUGGCCCAAGAAAAAGGAAAAAGAAUUGCAGCUUCAGGAUUAACUAUUGAAGAUCUGAACCUAACAGAAAACUUUCUUCAAGAAAAUAGAAUGGGAGAAAGAAAAUUUGAUUUCAUGAGCCUCAAAAAUAUAAGUGAGACACAAUCAAAGAAUGAAGUCAUAGCACAGGAUUUAUUGAUCAAGGAAGCACAGAGUAGAAAUGCAGAAAUUGAGAUUGAACGUCAUAGAAGCCAGGCAGAACAGAACGAAUUUCUUUCAAGAGAACUAAUUGAAAAGGAAAGAGAUCUAGAAAGAAGUAGAACAAUAAUAACUAAAUUUCAGAAUAAAUUAAGAGAAUUAGUAGAAGAAAAUAAACAACUUGAAGAAGGUAUGAAAGAAAUAUUGCAAGCUAUUAAAGAAAUGCAGAAAGAUCCGGAUGUUAAAGGAGGAGAAAUAUCUCUAAUUAUUCCUAGUCUUGAAAGACUAGUUAAUGCUAUAGAAUCAAAAAAUGCAGAGGGAAUCUUUGAUGCCAAUCUGCAUUUGAAAGCCCAAGUUGAUCAACUUACUGGACGGAAUGAAGAAUUAAGACAGGAGCUCAGGGAAUCUCGGAAGGAAGCUAUAAAUUAUUCUCAGCAGUUGGCAAAAGCGAAUUUAAAGGUAGAUCAUCUUGAAAAAGAAACCAGUCUUCUACGGCAGUCAGAAGGAUCAAAUGUUGUUUUUAAAGGAAUAGAGUUACCUGACGGCAUAGCACCAUCUAGUACCAAUAUCAUUAAUUCUCUGAAUGAAUAUUUAAUACAUAUCUUACAGGAACUAGAAUAUAAAGAAAAUAAGUUAAAGAAUGUGGAAGAUUCUCUUGAAGACUAUAACAGAAAAUUUGCAGUAAUUCGUCAUCAACAAAGCUUAUUAUAUAAAGAGUAUCUAAGUGAAAAGGAGACUUGGAAAAUAGAAUCUGAAACAAUGAAAGUGGAAAAGAGGAAACUUGAGGAUCAAAUCCAACACGAUGCUAUAAAAGUAAAAGAAUAUAAUAAUUUGCUCAGUACUCUUAAGAUGGAUUCAGAUGAAAUGAAAAAAACACUUUCAGAAAAUAGUAGAAAAAUCACAGUCUUGCAAGUGAAUGAAAAAUCACUCAUAAGACAAUAUACUACUUUAAUAGAAAUGGAGAGACAACUUAGAAAAGAAAAUGAGAAACAGAAGAAUGAAUUGAUAUCAAUGGAGGCUGAAGUUAGUGAAAAAAUAGGACGUUUGCAACGAUUUAAGGAAAUGGCCAUUUUCAAGAUUGCUGCUCUCCAAAAAGUUAUAGAUAAUAGUGUUUCUCUGUCUGAACUAGAAUUGGCCAAUAAACAAUACAAUGAACUGACUGCUAAGUAUAGGGACAUCUUGCAAAAAGACAAUAUACUUGUUCAAAGAACAAAUAACUUGGAACACCUAGAGUGUGAAAAUGCAUCCCUAAAAGAACAAAUGGAGUCUAUGAAUAAAGAAUUGGAAAUUACCAAGGAAAAACUUCAUACUAUUGAACAAGCCUGGGAACAAGAAACUAAAUUAGGAAAUGAAUCUAACAUGGAUAAGACAAAGAAAUCAAUAACCAACAGUGAGAUUGCUUCUAUUUCAAAAAAAAUCACUAUGCUGGAGAUGAAGGAAUUAAAUGAAAGGCAGCGUGCUGAACAUUCUCAAAAAAUGUAUGAACACAUCAGGACUUCAUUAAAACAAAUGGAAGAACGUAAUUUUGAAUUGGAAACCAAAUUUGCUGAGCUUACCAAAAUCAACUUGGAAGCACAGAAGGUAGAACAGAUGUUAAGAGAUGAAUUAGCUAAUAGUGUGAGCAAGACAGUGAGUGAUGCUGAUAGACAACGGAUUCUAGAAUUAGAGAAGAAUGAAAUGGAACUAAAAGUUGAAGUGUCAAAACUGAGAGAGAUUUCUGACAUUGCCAAAAGGCAAGUUGAAAUUUUGAAUGCACAACAGCAGUCCAGAGAAAAAGAAGUAGAGUCUAUCAGAAUGCAACUGUUAGACUAUCAGGCACAGUCUGAUGAAAAGGCACUAAUAGCCAAGUUGCACCAACAUCUUGUCUCUCUUCAAAUUAGUGAGGCAACUGCUCUUGGUAAGUUGGAGUCAGUUACAUCUAAAUUGCAGAAGAUGGAGGCCUAUAAUUUGCGCUUAGAACAGAAACUUGAUGAAAAAGAACAGGCUCUCUAUUAUGCCCGUUUGGAGGGGAGAAACAGAGCAAAACAUCUGCGCCAAACAAUUCAGUCUUUGCGACGCCAGUUUAGUGGAGCAUUACCCUUGGCACAACAGGAAAAGUUCUCUAAAACAAUGAUUCAGUUACAAAAUGACAAGCUGAAGAUAAUGCAAGAAAUGAAAAAUUCUCAACAAGAACAUAGAAAUAUGGAGAACAAAACGAUGGAGAUGGAAUUAAAGUUAAAGGGGCUAGAAGAGUUAAUAAGCACUUUAAAGGAUGCCAGAGGAGCCCAAAAGGUAAUCAGUUGGCAUGUGAAAAUAGAAGAACUCCGUCUUCAAGAACUUAAACUAAAUAGAGAAUUAGUCAAAGAUAAAGAAGAAAUAAAAUAUUUGAAUAAUAUAAUUUCUGAAUAUGAGCAUACAAUCGGCAGUCUGGAGGAAGAAAUUGUGCAGCAGAACAAGUUUCAUGAGGAAAGGCAAAUGGCCUGGGAUCAAAGGGAAGUUGAGCUGGAACGUCAACUAGACAUUUUUGACCGUCAGCAAAAUGAAAUACUAAAUGCAGCACAAAAGUUUGAAGAGGUUACAGGAUCAAUGCCAGACCCUAGUUUGCCCCUUCCAAAUCAACUUGAGAUUGCUCUAAGAAAAAUUAAGGAGAAUGUUCGAAUAAUCCUAGAAACACGGGCAACUUGCAAAUCACUAGAAGAGAAGCUAAAAGAAAAAGAAUCUGCUUUAUGGUUAGCAGAGCAAAAUAUUCUGUCAAGAGACAAAGUAAUCAAUGAACUGAGGCUUCGAUUGCCUGCCACUGCAGAACGAGAAAAGGUUAUAGCUGAACUAAGCAGAAAAGAGCUAGAACCACAAUCACAUCACACAUUGAAAAUUGCUCAACAAACCAUUGCAAACAUGCAAGCAAGGUUAAAUCAAAAGGAAGAAGUGUUAAAGAAGUAUCAACAUCUUCUGGAAAAAGCCAGAGAGGAGCAAAGAGAAAUUGUUAAGAAACAUGAGGAAGACCUUCAUAUUCUCCAUCAUAAAUUAGAACUGCAGGCUGAUAGUUCACUUAAUAAAUUCAAACAAACAGCUUGGGAUUUAAUAAAACAGUCUCCUACUCCAGUUCCUACCAACAAGCAUUUUAUUCGUCUUGCUGAGAUGGAACAGACAGUAGCAGAACAAGAUGACUCUCUCUCCUCACUUUUGAUCAAACUAAAAAAAGUAUCUCAAGAUUUAGAGAGACAAAAAGAAAUCACUGAAUUAAAGAUCAAAGAAUUUGAACAUACCAAAUUACGGCUCCAAGAAAACCAUGCAGACGAAGUGAAAAAAGUGAAAGCAGAAGUAGAGGAUUUAAAGUGUCUUCUGGCCCAGUCACAAAAGGAGUCACAAAGUUUAAAAUCUGAACUUCAGGCUCAAAAAGAAGCAAAUUCAAGAGCUCCAACAACUACAAUGAGAAAUCUAGUAGAAAGGUUAAAGAGCCAAUUAGCCCUUAAAGAGAAACAACAAAAAGCACUUAGUCGAGCACUUUUAGAACUCCGGGCAGAAAUGACAGCAGCAGCUGAAGAACGUAUUAUUUCUGCAACUUCUCAGAAGGAGGCAAAUCUCAAUGUUCAACAAAUUGUUGAUCGACAUACUAAAGAACUAAAGUCACAAAUUGAAGAUUUAAAUGAAAAUCUUUUAAAAUUGAAAGAAGCUCUUAAAACAAGUAAAAACAGAGAAAAUUCACUAACUGAUAAUUUGAAUGACUUAACCAAUGAACUACAAAAGAAACAAAAAGCCUAUAAUAAAAUGCUUAGAGAGAAAGAUGGAAUCGAUCAAGAGAAUGAUGAACUGAAAAGGCAAAUUAAAAGACUAACCAGUGGAUUACAGGGCAGACCUCUGGUAGAUAAUAAACAAAGUUUAAUUGAAGAACUCCAAAAGAAAAUUAAAAAGCUGGAAAGUCAACUAGAAAGAAAGGUGGAUGAGGUUGAAAUAAAGCCUGUUAAAGAGAAGAGUGCUAGAGAAGAAUUAAUUAGGUGGGAAGAAGGUAAAAAAUGGCAAAGCAAAAUAGAGGGAAUUCGAAACAAGUUAAAAGAGAAAGAAGGGGAAGUCUACAUUCUCACAAAGCAGUUGAAUACUUUGAAGGAUCUUUUUGCCAAAGCUGAUAAAGAGAAACUUACCUUGCAGAAGAAACUAAAAACAACUGGCAUGACUGUUAAUCAGGUUAUGGGAGUGCGAGCUUUGGAGUCAGAAAAAGAGUUGGAAGAAUUAAAAAUGAGAAAUCUUGAGUUAGAAAAUGACGUAUCAUAUAUGAGGACCCAUCAAGCUCUUCCUCGAGAUUCUGUUAUAGAAGAUUUACGUUUACAAAAUAGGUACCUCCAAGAAAAACUUCAUGCUUUAGAAAAACAAUGUUCAAAGGAUACAUAUUCUGGGCCUUCAAAUCUGUUAUGUGACACAACUCCGCUUACCAGUGUUAAUAAGUACAGGCAUAAUAGUUUUCACAAAAGGAACACUUUACAUAGGAACAAAAGAAAACCCAUGACAGUGCUCAGAAUUAAAAAUGAGAAGGGAAUAGUAGCCACUGACAACUUAAAUUAUCAGGUACCUAGAAAUAUUCUGCAGUAUUACCAUAAUGAAGAAAAAAACAAAGCAGAAGAUACUGUACAUCCUACUGAAUUAAAUAUAUCUGAGGCAAGACCAAACAGUAAAUCAAGUCCAUUUAGGCCAACUAAUGGUACAUUGGCAGAUUUUAACUCCAAUUUUGAAAAUGAACCAGAUCUUGAAAUUGAGAAAAUUAAUCAAGACUGUUGUGAAAAUUUUCAGGAAUGUAAAAACAAGGACAAGAAUGAGCUAGGCAAGGAUGAGAAAGAAAAGGGACACAUAGCUGAAGAUGUAAGUCACAACGGCCACGUGGAUCCAGAAGAAUCCUCUGGGGAGAACCAUGAUUAUGGCACAGUUGCUGCUGCAGUGAAUCAGUUUGCUAAGGAGGCUGCGCAGGCAAACUCUGAAACUGAUGCACCAGUCCAGCCAAGAAAUGACGUGUCACAGGUUUGAGUACAUGGCAGUCUUUUAUUUCUUUGUUAGCUGAGUUUUCUUAUAGCAAGUAGUAUGUGUAUGUAGUGCAAAUGGGAAAAAAUUGUGUAGGAUUUGUAAGAAAUAUUUACUGUUAAUAAACUUAUCCUUAAACUCUAACAUUUGACUAGUACUUACAAAAUUAGUGGUUAUACAUUUCUAAAUUCAUUUUAGUACUCUGUUUUACUACUGAUGCUCACUUAAUAUGAUUAGAUAACAAAAUAACAAAAAUUAGAAGUGUUUGCAAUUAUAUUUUGUAUAUAUAUGAUGAAAAUAUUCAUCUUCUCCAAAAGCUUGUAAAUUGAUGAGUAUCUUAAAUUUGUUGUGUUUUCUGUUCUAAUCUUCAUUCAACAUUUAAUGUGUAUCAUAUACAAGGACAUAAUAUGAGAAAAAUUGUUUCUAGUUGGAAAAGAGAUGAAUUCUGUUUUUAGUAUACUAAAUUUCAGGUGUUUGUGUUCAUACCUUAUGUAUAAGACAUAGAGUUCUAAAGAGUUUGAGAAGGUAGGCUAGAGAUUGGAAGUUUACCAACUGGAGAAUGAAGGCUAGGAUUUGAUCAGUUUGUGUAUCUGGUAAACAAGCAGUCUAAGAUGUAAAUGUAUCUACAAUGAAAGAUAUAAAUACAAUGAAAUGUUCUGCUCUUUUGGUAUUAGUGUUGUGUUUGAUGCAUCAGAGUUGUAAAGAAGGAUGAAAACUAAGAUCUUGGGUUGAACCAGGGAAGGGGUCUUUGGAGAUGUGAGAUUAGGUAAAGUAUUGCCGAGUAAAGUUAGAUUGGAGGAGAAUUAAGAUGAGUUGAUAAAGAAGUAGAACACUGUAGUUAAAAAAUUCUGCUGGGGAUAGGAAAGCAAGAAGAAUAAAAUAAAUUGUAGAAUUAAAUGGUGGUUUUUCCAGUUAUAGAAUGUGUGUAUAUAUGUCGGCAAACCACUUAUAAUGGAAAAUGAACCUUAAGAAGAAUGAAAAACCCUGAAACUCAAAAAAACUAAUUUUCAUCAUAUAAAUUUCACAUAUAGAAUAAUGUUAGGAGUAUCUCUGGAGGAGUUAAAAUCCUUUGAUUAAAUCAUUCCACUAAUCUUUGAAUUUUUAAUGUAUGCUUAGGGUGUUUAAAGUUUUAGAAAUGCAUAAAAAUAUAUUGUUAAAAACUGAAUAAGUUCAUAGAAAAUAUAGUUACAAUAUUUUUGCUGAUAAAAUAUAGGUAUAAUUAGAAUAUUUCAUAUGUAGAUUUUAACAUGAUGUGAUGAGAGGGAACUUUAAGCACAUUUAUCAUAUAACUGACUUCAAAAGAAUCAGGAAAAAAAUCAGGGAUGGCAAAUUAUAAGAGUAUGAUGCUUACAUUGAAACUCGGACUGCUCCAAAGUUAUAAUUUAAAAAUGGUAUGCAUCUAUGGAAAAGAAAACUCUAAUAAAAUGAAACAAAAUGUUGACUGUAAAAUGUUUGAAAAUAUCUAAUAGACCAAAUACUAUAGGUAUGAUUGUAAUCAUUAUGAUUGUCAGAGAUACUGGACCCAUGGUCCUCUGAAUAUAUAAUAUAAAGUAAUAUUAGAGAAUAUUCAUUGGGUAUUGUAUCAGCUACUAUGUAAUGCUUUACAUAUGUUAAAAUUAAAUGGCACUUUCAAAAUGUAAAAUAAUACACAUUUCAGGUACUUAAUUAGUAGAAAAUGAAAAGAUAUAUAUUUUUCCUACUUAUAGACAGUGGUCAAACUUUUAAAAUCAGUCUUAAAAAAAUGGGUCCUAUUCAUGCUUUCAAAUAUUCCAAGUUGACAUCACAACAACCUUUAUCCUAAAUGAUAAACUUUUUAUGUACAGAGUGGUAUCAAUAAAAUGGUGUUUGUUUACAAAAAAAAAUUAGAGAUGUUUGUUCACCUUAGAAAUUUCUAAUGCAGCAUGCUGUAAAAUCUCACUACAAGUAAAAUUUCACUGUGGUAAAUAUCAAUAAAAAUUUGUUAAACGAUG
Messenger RNA from Pteropus alecto (black flying fox), 9088 nucleotides. It is a transcript of the gene CEP290, whose product is annotated as centrosomal protein 290. Gene Ontology annotation, biological process: kidney development; camera-type eye development. The record is from RefSeq and is a predicted model, not a curated record. Bases 300 to 7124 code for a protein of 2274 amino acids. The transcript is spliced from 46 exons. Lineage: Eukaryota; Metazoa; Chordata; Mammalia; Chiroptera; Pteropodidae.